AUGAGCCCGUUCUAUGAAGACAAGAUCAUGCCUAGCAUGUUUACUGUGCGCGACCCAAACCGGCACCAGGCUCUUCGUCGACCAGUAGCACAGAAGUUUUCCAUGUCCUCGAUCAAAGCCCUAGAAGUAUUCGCAGAUGAAUGCACCAAAAUAUUCAUCGAUUCUAUGAAAGAUCUUGAAGGUGAACCCGUUGAUUUGGGUGUUUGGCUCCAGUGGUAUGCCUUUGAUGUGAUUGGGGCAAUCACUUUCCAGCGCCGGUUUGGAUUCAUGGAGACCCGCCAGGAUUUCAAGGGCAUGAUUGCCGAUAUCGAGGCUGUCCUUCGCUAUGCAGGUACUAUUGGUCAAGUGCCUGCCUUCCACCCAUGGCUCAUGGGUAAUCUUUUGUUAUCAAAGUUCUUAGCUGCACAGCCGUUUGUGAAAGUCCCAGAUCCUUUGAGGACUAUUGUUCAGUUUACUCAGCAAUGCAUUGAUGAUUAUGACAGCGAGCCUGUUGAAAAAUACGGCAAUCGGCCGGAUUUCCUUGCAUGGCUUCAAAACGAGGAGAAAAAGGGCAAGCCAAUGCUGAAUCGAGAUAUUAUUAAUCAUCUCAGUAACAAUUUACUUGCUGGGAGUGAUACUACUGCUGUCUCCCUCCGAGCGGUUGUCUACUACGUUGUGCAGAAUCCGACGGUCUAUCAUAAGCUUCAAAACGAGGUUGAUGAAGCUGACCAGGCCGGAAAACUCUCAGAAUAUGUCACUUAUGCCGAAUGUCUUGAAUUGAGAUACCUGUGA
Messenger RNA from Penicillium lagena, 771 nucleotides. RefSeq names its product cytochrome P450. The record is from RefSeq and is a predicted model, not a curated record. Gene Ontology annotation, molecular function: monooxygenase activity; iron ion binding; heme binding. The coding region runs from base 1 to 771 and encodes 256 amino acids. NCBI's taxonomy places the organism in Eukaryota, Fungi, Ascomycota, Eurotiomycetes, Eurotiales, Aspergillaceae. The transcript is spliced from 3 exons.